Molecule: messenger RNA, 1192 nt
Organism: Melozone crissalis (California towhee)
Lineage: Eukaryota; Metazoa; Chordata; Aves; Passeriformes; Passerellidae
Gene: RHOH
Product: ras homolog family member H
Exons: 2
Coding region: 277-852 (191 amino acids)
Biological process (GO): small GTPase-mediated signal transduction
Molecular function (GO): GTP binding; GTPase activity
Source: RefSeq, a predicted model, not a curated record
CAGAAGCCAGCUUUAACGUGGGAUUUAUCCUGAAUAUAAUACUUGCAGAAGGAAAAUAAACGUCAUUUGACUCAUUGAAGAUUUAAAACCAACAGAGUCAUGUGGAAGAAAGUGAAAUUUUAGUCUCAAGUGGCAGAAUCGAGUCAUAAGAAGUAAAGAGAUUUGGAUGGUUUCUCACUAAAUGGAAAUUAUAUAGAAGGCUUCUAAGACCACUGCUUCUCUCCAUCUCGCUCCUGCUGCACAGAGACUGCACUCUUGGCCUUGGACGUUAAUAAAAUGCUGGAUUCAGUCAAGUGUGUUCUGGUGGGAGACUCUGCCGUUGGGAAAACAUCUCUCCUGGUACGUUUCACCUCUGAGACUUUUCCAGAUGACUACAGACCCACUGUAUAUGAAAAUACCGGAGUAGAUGUCUUCAUGGAUGGCGUACAGAUCAGCUUAGGUCUUUGGGACACAUCAGGCAGUGAUGCCUUUAAAGGCAUUCGCCCCCUCUCCUACCAACAGGCAGAUGUGGUAUUAAUGUGCUACUCGGUGGCAAACCACAAUUCCUUCCUGAACCUGAGGAACAAAUGGAUCAGCGAGAUCCGCAGCCAUUUGCCCCGCAUCCCCGUUUUGGUGGUGGCCACUCAGACUGACCAGCGGGACGUGGGUCCCUACAGCUCCUCCUGCAUCAGCCCUAUGGACGGAAAGCGGCUCGCCCAGGAUGUGCGAGCCAAGGGCUACUUGGAGUGCUCUGCCCUCAGCAACAGGGGAGUGCAGCAGGUGUUUGAGUAUGCUGUGAGGACAGCGGUCAACCAAGCCAAAAGGCAGAACAGGCGGAAGCUCUUCUCCAUUAAUGAGUGCAAGAUCUUUUGAGGACUGUCAGCAGUGGUUUUGCUCACGUUUGUUCUUUCUGUUUUCUCACAAAGACGCUGCAGCAGAGGGAAUGGGAGGUGAAUCAAAGGAGGGCUCCUGGAAGGACCACAGUGCAGGUGCCUAUUUAUGAGACAGGUGUGCUCUUUAUCUGAGCCUCUUCCCUCCAAAACACAUGUGUGCUAUCUUGAAAAAUGAAAGGUGCAUACCCUUAUUCACAGGCCUGUGUUUGGACUUGGCAAGCCUGAACUGCUGCAGGCCUAGCCUGCAGAUCUGCAGAUAACAGCAGUACUGUUAUCUGUUAUUUUGGUUUUGUUUCUGUCAAUGCUUCUCAGUUGUUGGU